AUGUCUUCUUCUCCGCUGUCCCCGGCUUCUCCUUCUCCUUCUGCUUCUGCUUCUGCUUCUGCUUCCACAUCUCAGAUCUCAUUCGGUCCUCUCUCUGACAACCCCUCCGCCUCUCAUCAUUUAAUAUAUUUCAUCACGGGGAAUCCAGGGCUCAUUGCCUACUACGACACCUUCCUGAGAACUUUGCACGAGCUUCUUCCUAAUAUUUCAACUUCUACCGCGUCUGCAAAUAACCGUGUAUUUCAUAUCUACGGCCAAUCCCUGGCCGGUUUCGAUGUAGACGAACAAAUCUCCGCCAAAUCCCCAUCCCCCCUUCGGGAAUCGCCAUACAGCCUUGAAGAUCAGAUCCGAAUACACCUGAAGGCCCUUGCGGAAUUCCGAAUCCAGUCGGGGCCUCGCCAAGGACAGCUCCACGAUAGUGUUAUUCUGAUCGGCCAUUCUGUCGGUUCCUACAUCCUUUUAGAGAUCAUCCAGCGGCUACGGCAACAUGAUUCUGCACCAAGAAUAAAAGCCGGGAUACUCCUAUUCCCCACGGUUACGCACAUCGCCAAAAGUCCUAGCGGAGUCAAAAUCAGCACCUUAUUCCGGAUCCCUAACUUCCCAAAAAGGAUAAGUACUUUGGUGAAAGCGCUGGUGUGGCUACUACCCAAAUCUUUCAUGGAGCGUGCGGUGGGCGGAAUUACAAGGAUGCCCGAUGAUGCUGCUAAAGUUACGACUGGGUUUUUGAGAAGUCGGAUGGGUGUUUGGCAGGCUCUACAGAUGGCUAAGGACGAGAUGGAAACCAUCACUGAGGAUCGAUGGGAUGAGGACAUCUGGGGCAUUGAACACGAAGAAGCCGAUUACAAAGCAGAGAUCCCGAAAUUGAUUUUCUACUUUGGCCAGAAUGAUCACUGGGUUGCGGAUCAUACUCGUGAUGCUCUGAUAGCUGCUAGGGCACAAACAGGUGGAUUAAGCAAGUCCUCAAAACCGAUCAUGCUCAUUGACGAGAAUGGAGUGGACCAUGGCUUCUGCAUUAGACAUAGUGAAAGCAUUGCCGAGAAAGUCAAGAUGUGGAUUGAUACUAUCCUAUCAGACUUAUAA
Venustampulla echinocandica is the source of this 1080-nucleotide messenger RNA. RefSeq lists its product as uncharacterized. Gene Ontology annotation, biological process: lipid storage. Gene Ontology annotation, cellular component: lipid droplet. The transcript has 4 exons. Gene Ontology annotation, molecular function: lipase activity. The record is from RefSeq and is a predicted model, not a curated record. Bases 1 to 1080 code for a protein of 359 amino acids. NCBI's taxonomy places the organism in Eukaryota, Fungi, Ascomycota, Leotiomycetes, Helotiales, Pleuroascaceae.